UACUAGUAGCACAAUUUGUCGCAACUCAAGUCGCCAAAUUGUCUGUCACCAUGGUAACGCAUCUCUUGUUCCAUGGGUAACUAGAACUAUUCCGGUUUUUCCCACAGUGAUGUGUAAUACAACCAAUUAAAAAAAUGUUCGAAAACUAUUAAAUGUUAUAUAAACAAUGGGUAAAGAUGAUGAUCCAGAUAUGGAAGAUUCGGAAAAACGUAAUAAUUUUAGUGAAAAUUGUUCAGAUGAAGUGACAAACACAACUUCAUCUGAAACAGAAAUUAAAAAUGAGGCCAGUCAAUUAUCAUGUGAUGAUGAAAAUUCACCGGGAAUGUAUGUUGAAUUGUUGAGUAUUGAAAAUGCAAUGAAAAUUGGUGUUGUCGAGAAAAGUUCGUUCGAUGAUGAUGAUGAUUGCGUGAAUAAACAUCGUACGUUAAGUAGACUUGCAAAUGGAUUAAAUACAAGUUUUAAUAGUGAUUGUGAUUUAUCAACUGAUAAUAAUUUUCAAUUUUUAAAAUGUAAUCAAAUUAAAAAUGGUGUUGAAUUAGAAACAAAUAAUGAUGAUUUAAUAUUUAAGACGGGACAGGAGUUAGAAGAGUGUGCAUGUGAUGAUUUGGCGGUAAAUUAUUUAAAUGCUGAUUUUAUUGAAAAUGAAGGAAUGUGGAGAUUGGAUUGGUUUAUUGAGAACACAUGUGAUGCUGCCAUGGCACCUGUCAAUCAAGAUGAUUUUAUUGUUCUUUGUUAUACAGAUACACAAGACGUAGCAGAUUGCAUAGAUCGUCAAGACUUACCAAUAAACACAUCUUGUAAAGGAAGUACCAUGUGGCUCUUGGACUUACAACAACCACAUUUUACACAUUCAGGUUGCAAUAAAUUAUUAUGUUUCCGUUAUUACAGUGGUGCAAAUUUAUCAUGUCUUGCUCAAACACAACCGCUCAUUAUAAAAGAGCCAAAAGAUGAAAUAGAAGAUAUUGCUCAUUUAGUAAAUAAACCAAGGAAAUUUGUUAAAAUCAAAAAUGGUAAAAUCAGCCCAGAAAAAAUAUGCUCAACAAAAAUGCAAAGUGAAAAUAAAUUAUUAGGAAUAGAUAAUACAGCAUUUUUAGAUACAGAAAAAAUUAUAGAAAAUAAAGUGAAAUCUAUAGAAAAUUUACAUGAAACAAUUGAAAAUAAUAGCGAAGAAAUUGAAUUAAAAAAUGAAUUAGCUGAUAAUACAAAUCCAUUAUUAUUAAAAACUCCUGAAGACGAUAAACCAUUUGCAGGUGUACGAAAAAAAUCAAAAAUAAAGAAUGACUCAGAUACAACGGAUAGUUGUUGUAGCACAUCAAAUGGUACAAAGAAAAAAAUACGUCAUAAUGGUAACUUAAAAUCACCUGGCGGUGAAUAUAUACCAAUCUGGAUGUCAAAUACCAAAGAAAUAGAUAAAAGUUACGGUUCUGUAUAUCCAUUACAGGAUAAUUCAGACGGUGAUGAUUCCUAUAGUUUAGAUAUUGCACCUCCUUUACCCCCACGAGCUUCAUUACAUAGACCAUUAGAACGUUCACACGCUUUUCCAGUUCCUCCAGUUGUUCCUCGACAUCAAAAGCCUAAAAAAACAAGCACAAAUCAAAAACCAGAGGAUACAUUUGGCUUUGAAAUGAUUGAUAUUGACGAACAAUUAACAAAAGUCGGACCAGAAAUGUUCCUUAUUACCAAUUCAAUAGCAGCACCUUUGGCUACACCAGAAACCGAUGGUAGUUUAUCAGAAUCAUUUCCCACACCUAAAAAGAAAUUAUUAAGUAAUCAAAACACCCCAAGGCAUGUACGAUCAAAAACAAUCGGUUGUGAUAAUUAUAUCACAACAGUUUUAGCAAAAUCAGCUAAAGAAUCAUUUAAUAAGUCGUUACCUAGUCAAGAAAUGUUAGACUCAUUAGAAAAUUCUUUAAGUAGUAAGUCAGUGGAAACGACUGACGAUGUUAAUCCACACAGGCCUUUAUCAAGACAAUUAUCACCAAAAAUAUCAACAGAAACGUCUGUUGUGACUGAAACCGAAGAAAAUUCCACACCAGAUCAAAAUACAGCCUCUUCGUCAUCAAAAAAUACACCAUUACAUCGUUCACCAUUAAAUCGGGCCCUUUCGAAUGCUUCAGAAAAAGUACAAACUCCAGUACAUGUAGCAUUGAAGCGAACACAGAGUUUAAAGCAAGAAAAUGAUGGAACACCAAUUCGGCCACAUCCAAGAGCAUUAACGCGAGUAACAGGUCAACAAUCACCAAUAUGUCCACCAACGCCAACACAUCAUGCCCGACGAAUGCGUGGCAAUCCAAUGGAUCUAAUGCGACCACCAAACUUAAAAUCAUAUGAUCGUCAAACAACACCAGAUUUCAAAAUUGAAGGACAAGAAAUUGUUACAUCACCAGAAAUUCGACAUGCUGAUAUUCGAUCAAUUGAUACGUUAGAUGGUUGGGCGACCGGUGAUAGUCGAAACGAUGAAACGAAUGGUGGUGGAAUCCCAGAUCAUGUAAUUUUACCAUCAAAAUUAAGCUUAUCACCAAAUGAAAUAAUCCAAUUAAAGAAGUCACCUAGUGAUACAACAAAUCAUGUGGAUUCUGUUGAUACUUGCAGUAGUCGUGGAUUACCAUUAAUGAAUAUCGAUACAAGAUCACCUGAUUUACGAUCAAAUGAUAUUGCUCGGCCAGUUUUAGAUAUUAGAACACGUGAUUUAAGACCAGAAUUUUCCUUACCUAGUGAAGCAGCGGCUACGGCAGCAGCUGCAUCAAGUACUUCUGGUGUAUUACUACCAUUAAGACAUAUACCAAGUACUAGAUUACCAUCAAUACCAGAACAACGAAAUAAUCGUGGACAUUCGACAUUGAUCGAUGCAGAACAUGAAGAACCACUCCCGCCAUCUUGGGAAGCAAGAAUGGAUAGUCAUGGAAGGAUAUUUUACAUUGAUCAUAUAAAUCGUACGACCACUUGGCAAAGACCUACAAGUAAUAUGAGUGAUGUCCGACAGCGUCCAAUUAGUAACGAUUUACAGAGACAACAGUUGGAUAGGCGGUAUCAAAGUAUUCGACGAACCAUUACAUCAAGACGUUUAUUAGAACCAUUAGAUGAUCAUAUUUUGCCGGCAACAUCUACAUCUUCUGGUGAACAUGCAUUGAAUAUUAGUACUGAAAUGAAAGAAUUGUCACCUUCAGUCAAAUUUUUAACAAGACCAGAUUUUUUUAACUUGUUACAUAUGAAUCAGGAGGCACUUGCAUUAUAUAAUCGUAAUGGUUCUUUAAAACAUAUGAUAUCGAAAAUUCGUCGAGAUACAUCAACAUUUGAACGUUACCAACACAAUCGUGAUUUAGUUACCCUAGUCAAUUUAUUUGCUGAUACACUCAGAGAUUUACCAAGAGGUUGGGAAACCAAAUUGGAUAAAAAUGGAAAGCAAUUCUUCAUUGAUCAUGGUACGAAACGAACAACAUUUAUGGAUCCUCGUGUGCCAACUGAUCCUCUUCACUUUCCACCUGCGCAUGGUCAAACUUCUUGUGUGCUUAGCACGGCAGUGGGACGACGGCUUGCUGCUAAUUUAACAGAUGAUACUGGGGCUCCAAUUCCACCACCAAGACCUCCAACAAGUUCAUCAUCACUUACAACACCUGAAAUACCAGUUGCCUAUAACGACAAAGUCGUUGCAUUUUUAAGGCAACCGAAUAUUUUGGAUAUUUUACGUGAACGUCAACCAGCUGUGGGAACAUCACAAGCAUUACGUGAUAAAAUUAAUUCGGUUCGAGUUGAAGGUACUGCUGCACUGGAUCGACUUAGCCAUGAUGUUCAACUUACAAUUCUAUUAAGCCUGUUUGAACAGGAGAUAAUGUCGUACAUUCCGGCUGUCUCGAAUAACACAAGUACAACAACAGCUAGUGGUGGUAGUGCAGCAGUAUUAGCAAGUGGACGAAGUCCACGAAAUUCACCGCAAGCAUCACCAGUUGCAUCACCUGGAUUAAGUCGACAUCGAGCACCAGCACCAUACCGUCGAGAUUUUGAAGCUAAAUUACGAAAUUUUUAUCGAAAAUUAGAAUCAAAAGGAUAUGGCCAAGGACCGGGAAAAUUAAAAUUACAUAUUCGACGAGAUCAUCUAUUAGAAGAUGCAUUUAGAAGAAUAAUGUCCGCAAGCAAAAAAGAAUUACAAAAGGGAAAAUUAGUUGUUACAUGGGAGCAAGAGGAAGGUCUGGAUUAUGGUGGACCAUCAAGAGAAUUUUUCUUUUUAUUAUCUAGAGAAUUAUUUAAUCCUUAUUAUGGUCUGUUUGAAUAUUCAGCUAAUGAUACUUACACCGUACAAGUUUCACCAAUGUCAGCUUUUGUAGACAAUCAUCAUGAUUGGUUCAGAUUUAGUGGCCGAGUAUUAGGUCUUGCAUUAGUACAUCAAUAUUUAUUAGACGCAUUCUUCACACGACCAUUUUACAAAGCAUUAUUACGUUUACCAGUAGCCUUAUCAGAUCUAGAAAGUUUAGAUUCUGAAUUUCAUCAAUCAUUGCAAUGGAUACGAGAGCAUGAUGUAUCUACAGCUGGCGAAUUAGAUUUAACAUUUGCCGUUACUGAAGAAUUAUUUGGUCAGGUUUUAGAACGCGAAUUGAAACCUGGUGGCCGAAAUAUGCCAGUAACAGAAAAGAAUAAAAAGGAAUAUUUAGAAAGAGUUGUAAGAUGGCGACUUGAACGUGGUGUAGCUGAACAAACUGAGUCAUUAGUUAGAGGUUUUUAUGAAGUUGUGGAUCCACGAUUAGUAUCAGUAUUUGAUGCUAGAGAAUUAGAACUUGUUAUUGCCGGUACAGCUGAAAUUGAUCUUUGUGAUUGGCGAAAUAAUACAGAAUAUCGAAGUGGUUAUCAUGAUCAACAUCCUGUUGUUCAAUGGUUUUGGCAAGCAAUCGAGAGAUUUUCAAAUGAACAAAGAUUACGAUUGCUUCAAUUUGUAACGGGAACUUCAAGUAUACCAUAUGAAGGAUUUUCUGCAUUACGUGGUUCAACUGGUCCACGGAAAUUUUGUAUUGAAAAAUGGGGUAAACCAAAUAGUCUACCGCGAGCGCAUACAUGCUUCAAUCGUUUAGAUUUACCACCAUAUCCUACGCCUGAAGUGUUAUACGAAAAAUUACUACUAGCCGUUGAAGAAACAAACACUUUUGGUAUAGAGUGAACAACAACAAUCACAUGUUCAUUACAAUAAAGUGAGAUGGUAGAUAUAUAUUCUUGUUAUGCUACAGUGUGGUGUAACAAACGAUAUGUUUGUAUUUGUUGUGUUUUAGCAACGAUGAAGUUUAAAAUGAGAAAAAAAUAAGUAUUAACUUUUAUUUUGUCGAAUAAUUCGUUAACAAAAUUCUUCUUUAACUGUUAUUCAAUCAAAUUGUGAUUUAAAAAACGAAAGCUUUUCAUCAAUUCUUUUUACGUUAACUUAACUGAAGUGAAUGAAAUUUAUCUUCAAGUUUGAAACAAAUUCUACGAAUUCUAUAAUUUGAAUUUAAUUCAAUAGUUUACCAUAAUUAAAUAUAUAUCCCUUCAGACUGGUCGUUUCGUGUCACAAUCAUUACCCUUGUGAUGAGAGAGAAACUCACGCUAGAAGAUACAAAAAUUUUUAAAUGAUCGUUCCAUUUGAAGUUUAAAAAAAACAUUUUAAAAUAAGCGUAAGAUAAUCUCUCUCACAACCGUUCCGAAGGAAUGUUCAAAGUGUACAAAAAUAGGCGUUUUAGGAGUCAUAAAGCAUACGAGUAAGGCAUCAAAGUAUACUUAAAAUUUUGUAAAAUACGACAACAACUCAAAAUGUAGAUCAAAGGUCGUUUUUUAUUUAACAUUUAAAAAAUCGAGUAGUCAAAUAUUAUUAAUUCAAGAAAAGUUAUAUUUUGCAAAGCUUUCAUCCGCUUUGAGUCUACUUUUGAUGUAACUUUUUUUUUGCAGUUUUAUUCGUUGUGUGCGUAAUCAUGGUAGGGACAAUAAAAUAGUUAUCGUUACCAUGGAAACGUCUCCAAUAAAACUCACGCACAGUGCGAAUAGACUCCUAAAAUGUAUGUACUUUAAAAAGAAUAAAAAUGGUAAACUUAACAUUUAUGAGAAAAAUUGUUUAUAUAUUAAAACAUUAUUCGUGACAAACAUUAAAUUUUAUUUAUUAUAUAUUUAUUUGCCAGUUGAAUAAAAAGCCAGUAAAAAAAACUAUUUGUGAAAUACUCAAAAUUACUUGGACCGUCCUUGGUUGAAUUGGUACACGCGCAUAUUUAUUUAAAUUGAUAGUUUUCGUUAAAAAUUCUGAAUUGUUUUAUGAAAUAUUAAAACUUGAAGUUUUUGAGUUCUCUGAAUACAGCCAUUUAUAUAAUAAUAUUAAACAUUUUCAAAUUCGACUUGAAAUAUUUGACAAA
Chrysoperla carnea is the source of this 6356-nucleotide messenger RNA. It is a transcript of the gene Hecw, whose product is annotated as E3 ubiquitin-protein ligase HECW2. The record is from RefSeq and is a predicted model, not a curated record. The coding region runs from base 167 to 5146 and encodes 1659 amino acids. Gene Ontology annotation, molecular function: protein binding; ubiquitin-protein transferase activity. NCBI's taxonomy places the organism in Eukaryota, Metazoa, Arthropoda, Insecta, Neuroptera, Chrysopidae. The transcript is spliced from 14 exons. Gene Ontology annotation, biological process: regulation of dendrite morphogenesis.